This is a messenger RNA of Prunus dulcis (almond), 1211 nucleotides long. RefSeq lists its product as uncharacterized. The coding region runs from base 337 to 1038 and encodes 233 amino acids. The transcript has 10 exons. Lineage: Eukaryota; Viridiplantae; Streptophyta; Magnoliopsida; Rosales; Rosaceae. The record is from RefSeq and is a predicted model, not a curated record.
CGCCAGACAAAAGUCAUGGGAUUUACUACUUUUCUAGACAUGUAGGUUCCGGAUUGGUCUGCCAAUACCAAAUUUCAAACGUUUUCAAACUUAUGUUUUGGUCUGUCUGACUCUGACUUCGAAUUCAAGGCUCAAAACACGAGAGAGAGAGAGAGAGAGAGUGCCCAAAAACUCCUUUCUUAAUUUUUCUUCUUUACUGUCCUCUCAGUCAAUCUAACUUCGACCAUUUUUUAUUUGCUGGGUCCGAAUCUAAACUCAACCUUACACAAUCUGUUUGAUUUCGUCGGAGAGAGAGACCACCUCUCUCUGUAACCAAAGCAGAAAAGAGAAUCGGAGAUGAGGCCCAAUUGGGAACUCACUAACUGCUGCAACCAUGAGCAAGUGGUCUUUCUCAUUACCGUUUCUGUCUGCACUGUCGUUAUACUUGCGCUGUGGAGGACAAUACUGCUGAGACCAUUUAAGCUUGUCACUGUGUUUCUUCAUGAGGCGAGCCAUGCUAUUGCUUGUAAACUUACAUGUGGUCAUGUGGAAGGGAUUCAAGUUCAUGCAGAUGAGGGUGGAACCACACAAACCCGUGGUGGUGUAUACUGGUUGAUUUUGCCAGCUGGAUAUCUUGGUUCAUCCUUUUGGGGGAUGCUAUUGAUUCUUGCAUCUACAAAUCUUCUUACUGCACGAAUAGCUGCUGGGUGUUUUAUUGCUGCUCUACUGGUUGUACUGUUUAUAGCUAAAAAUUGGACACUUCGAGGACUUUGUAUAGGAUUCAUUCUUUUCCUCGGUAUAAUUUGGGUUCUGCAAGAAACAACAAAAGUUCGUAUACUUCGGUAUAUUAUUCUGUUCACUGGUGUAAUGAACAGCUUGUUUUCAGUCUAUGAUAUCUAUGAUGAUCUUAUAUCCCGUAGAGUUCAUUCUAGUGAUGCUGAGAAAUUCGCAGAAGAGUGUCCUUGCUGUACUGGUUGUGGAUGGGGUGUCAUUUGGGGGUUUAUAUCUUUCUUGUUUCUCUGCGGAGCCAUGUACCUCGGUCUUGUGAUUUUGUCCUGAGUGCAGCAGGAUACAAAAUCUGGUAAAAAAAUUCAGUUGAUGAGAAGUCCUGACACCAACUUGUCUAUGCGAGGAGAUUUUUUCAUCAUACUAACUUGUGUAGAUUCAUUCUUUCCAACGCUGUGGAUCUCAGAUAUCUUAUUUAUGCCAAUGAAUUUUGUUUAUGGGGAUUG